CCUCAUGUACACACUCAAUACCAGACACAAGGACAAGACACAAGCUCUCUAAAACCGCCUAUAGCCCAGUUAUGAAGGUCUUAGUGGUGCUUGCUCUUGCUGUUUUCACUGGCUGCAAUGCCAAUGUUCUGUGGCAGGACCAGUCUAAGCAACAGCUGGAGAUUGUGAAAGACGCAUUCUGGGACUAUGUUGCCAAGGCAACACUCACGGCUGACAACACCCUGCAGAAGAUCAGACAGUCAGAGGUGGCGCACGAAGUCAACACCAGGAUCACAGAGAGUGCUGAUGCUGUGACCCAGUACACCGUGUUCAUGCGUGGUCAGGUGACUCCUCUGACUCAGGACCUGUUGGCCAAGCUUUCCCAGGAGGCCGAGCAGCUGAAGGCUCGUCUGGAGAAGGACCUGAGCACCAUGACAGCCAAGCUGCAGCCCUACUCUGACGAGCUGAACGCGGACCUCCAGAGGCAGGUAGAGGAGAUGAAGAGGGACGUGACCACCUACGCAGAGGCCCUGGACUCCGACACCCUGAAGGCCACUCUGCUCCAGAAGAGCGAGGAGCUAAGGGGAAGCCUGGAGAAGAGUGUGCAGCAGCUGCAGGCCCAGCUGGGCCCCUACACUGAGGAGCUGAAGCAGAAAAUGGACCAGAACCUGGAGGAGUUCCAGAGGAACAUGAUUCCUCUGACCCAAAGCUUCCAGACCCAGCUGAUCCAGAGAACCAAGGAGGUCCAGCAGAACCUGGCCCCCUAUGGAGAGGAGCUGAAGAAGCUGGACCCAUUGGCCCAGGACCUGAAGGCCCAACUGGCUGUUCUCUGGGAUUCCUUCACCAAGAAGAUCCAGUAAUCGGACUGAUUAUACUUGGUCUACUAGAACUGUGUACUGAUUAAUCAGUUUCCAUCGAAGUCCAAAAGGGGCAAUAUGUAAAUGUCCCCGUACAUACCACCACUAGGUUGUUUCACUGUAUCAGUUAUGGGACUCUCCAUCUCCUGACCAAUAUCAACAUGUGACUCAGGACCAUAUUACAGUAUUACAGAAGCUGUUAGAAAACAAAUGUAGGAUUCUAUCAACAAUAGAUUCAUCACAUCUACUGUUUCUCUCUUGAGAAAGGUCUCAAUUUCUUCAAGCAAACUUUCUCAUAUCUCAGCAUAUUUAUUUAUUUAUUGUCAGUAUUAUCAUGUGUGAUUUCAAUAAAUGAAACUCAAGAAGCUGAA
This is a messenger RNA of Coregonus clupeaformis (lake whitefish), 1207 nucleotides long. Its product is annotated as apolipoprotein A-I. The record is from RefSeq and is a predicted model, not a curated record. Gene Ontology annotation, cellular component: blood microparticle; chylomicron; high-density lipoprotein particle. Gene Ontology annotation, biological process: very-low-density lipoprotein particle remodeling; lipoprotein metabolic process; triglyceride homeostasis. Gene Ontology annotation, molecular function: phosphatidylcholine-sterol O-acyltransferase activator activity; phospholipid binding; cholesterol binding. Lineage: Eukaryota; Metazoa; Chordata; Actinopteri; Salmoniformes; Salmonidae. The coding region runs from base 72 to 839 and encodes 255 amino acids. The transcript is spliced from 4 exons.